Molecule: messenger RNA, 3597 nt
Organism: Vigna umbellata (rice bean)
Lineage: Eukaryota; Viridiplantae; Streptophyta; Magnoliopsida; Fabales; Fabaceae
Source: RefSeq, a predicted model, not a curated record
ACGAGUUCACUGAUUGCUUAGGUCACAGUGCAGAGGCAGAGGGAGAAUUUUUUGGCGACACAUUUCCGUCGUUCUCCGCCGUUCAUCAUCGACGACGUCGCUCUUUUGUUUCCGUGGGGUUUUGGAAGGUGUGGGGCGUACGUAGAUCGACACUUUCCAAUGGCGUCUUCUAAGAGGCCGAAUGUAGAGCCUAACGGGAAAGGGAAACGCCAAAAAUCUUCCGGUGGUUUUUCGUCGUUGGAUGUUUCUCCAGGGACUGCGGUUUUCCGUUUGCUCUGUCCCGUUUCAAGAAUUGGCAGUGUUAUUGGAAAAGGUGGUGCCAUCAUUUCACAAAUUCGCCAAGAAAGUGGUGUGAAGGUUAAGAUUGAGGAAGCUAUACCUGGGUGUGAUGAAAGGGUUAUCACUAUCUCAGGUUCUGAUAAAGAAGCGGAAGAAGUUCAUGCAGAGCAGGUAAGGGAGGUUAACAAUGAUAAUGCUGGAAUCGAGGGGAAAGGGGAUGAAGAGGAGAGGGAUGGUGGUGAUGGUGCUGGUGAUGAUAAUGAAGAAAAGGAAGAUAAAAGUUCGGUUCUCGUUGAAGAUUCUCCCAGUGAAAAGGGGAAUUCCGCCAUUCGGAAGGCUAUAUCAUUAGUUUUUGAGAGAAUGGUUGAGGGAGUAGAGGAGAUGAGUGAAGGGGAUGAAGAAAGUAAUAAAUCUUCUACCCUUGUUUUUAGGUUACUUAUUCUUACUACUCAAGUUGGAUGCCUUCUGGGAAAGGGUGGUAGUGUGAUUAAGAGAAUGGCAGCUGAAAGUGGUGCACAUAUUCGGAUCCUUCCUAAAGACAAACUUCCAGCGUGUGCAUCAGCUUCUGAUGAGAUAGUUCAGAUCUCAGGAGGAGUAGAUGUUGUCAGGAAAGCUCUUCAAUCUGUUUCUCAUCAACUAUUGGAAAAUCCACCUCGGGAUCAUGAAUUGUCAGCUAAUUUUAACGGGUCUUCUCAUUCAUCUGGACAAUUCGCACCUCACAGCCGUUCUUUUGGUGGUCAACCUUUUGGUGCUGCCCAUGAUAUUUCUAUUUUUCAUUCUGGCCCUCCAUUGAUGUCCAAGUUUCAUGAAGCUGCCAUUCACGGUCGCACGAGACCUAUGCAGGAAAUGCUUACUUUUCGUUUAUUGUGUCCUGUGGAAAGGGCAGGAAAUGUAAUUGGUAAAGGUGGAACAAUCAUAAAGACACUUCAGCAAGAGACAGUAAGUGAUAUCAAGAUUGUAGAAAGUCCUCCAGAUUCAGAGGAUUGUGUUAUUGUUAUAUCUGGUCCAGCGCACCCAGAAGNGAUGGGUUGGCCGCGGAUUCUAAUCCACUUUAACAUCACUACUGGCGAAGAUUACUCUAUGGUCACAGUGCAGAGGCAGAGGGAGAAUUUUUUGGCGACACAUUUCCGUCGUUCUCCGCCGUUCAUCAUCGACGACGUCGCUCUUUUGUUUCCGUGGGGUUUUGGAAGGUGUGGGGCGUACGUAGAUCGACACUUUCCAAUGGCGUCUUCUAAGAGGCCGAAUGUAGAGCCUAACGGGAAAGGGAAACGCCAAAAAUCUUCCGGUGGUUUUUCGUCGUUGGAUGUUUCUCCAGGGACUGCGGUUUUCCGUUUGCUCUGUCCCGUUUCAAGAAUUGGCAGUGUUAUUGGAAAAGGUGGUGCCAUCAUUUCACAAAUUCGCCAAGAAAGUGGUGUGAAGGUUAAGAUUGAGGAAGCUAUACCUGGGUGUGAUGAAAGGGUUAUCACUAUCUCAGGUUCUGAUAAAGAAGCGGAAGAAGUUCAUGCAGAGCAGGUAAGGGAGGUUAACAAUGAUAAUGCUGGAAUCGAGGGGAAAGGGGAUGAAGAGGAGAGGGAUGGUGGUGAUGGUGCUGGUGAUGAUAAUGAAGAAAAGGAAGAUAAAAGUUCGGUUCUCGUUGAAGAUUCUCCCAGUGAAAAGGGGAAUUCCGCCAUUCGGAAGGCUAUAUCAUUAGUUUUUGAGAGAAUGGUUGAGGGAGUAGAGGAGAUGAGUGAAGGGGAUGAAGAAAGUAAUAAAUCUUCUACCCUUGUUUUUAGGUUACUUAUUCUUACUACUCAAGUUGGAUGCCUUCUGGGAAAGGGUGGUAGUGUGAUUAAGAGAAUGGCAGCUGAAAGUGGUGCACAUAUUCGGAUCCUUCCUAAAGACAAACUUCCAGCGUGUGCAUCAGCUUCUGAUGAGAUAGUUCAGAUCUCAGGAGGAGUAGAUGUUGUCAGGAAAGCUCUUCAAUCUGUUUCUCAUCAACUAUUGGAAAAUCCACCCCGGGAUCAUGAAUUGUCAGCUAAUUUUAACGGGUCUUCUCAUUCAUCUGGACAAUUCGCACCUCACAGCCGUUCUUUUGGUGGUCAACCUUUUGGUGCUGCCCAUGAUAUUUCUAUUUUUCAUUCUGGCCCUCCAUUGAUGUCCAAGUUUCAUGAAGCUGCCAUUCACGGUCGCACGAGACCUAUGCAGGAAAUGCUUACUUUUCGUUUAUUGUGUCCUGUGGAAAGGGCAGGAAAUGUAAUUGGUAAAGGUGGAACAAUCAUAAAGACACUUCAGCAAGAGACAGUAAGUGAUAUCAAGAUUGUAGAAAGUCCUCCAGAUUCAGAGGAUUGUGUUAUUGUUAUAUCUGGUCCAGCGCACCCAGAAGAUAGAGUAUCCCCUGUGCAAGAAGCUGUAUUUCGUGUGCAAACUAGAAUAGCCAAGCCUAUGCCUGAUGCCAAAGAACAUACAAUGUUAGCAAGGUUUCUUGUUUCUUCCAAUCAAAUAGGUUGUCUCCUCGGCAAGGGUGGUUCCAUCAUAACUGAAAUGAGGAAGAAAUCAGGGGCCCAUAUCCGUAUAUUAGGAAAGGAUAAGGUUCCAAAGUGUGCUUCAGAAGAUGAAGAAGUAAUUCAGGUAAACGGAGAAAUUGAGGCAGUGCAUGAUGCUCUUAUGCAAAUAACUACUAGAUUAAAGCAUCAUUUCUUCCGUGAUUCACAUCCAUCUGUCAAUUAUCCUUCAAAUUCUCCAUUUGUGGAUCAACUUCCUCCAUUCCCACCUUAUUUAGGAAGACGGGGACUGUCACCUCCUGGGAUGUAUUCUGACCUUGGUCCUCCACCUUAUGCGGGUUUUCCUCAUGAUGACCGUCCUCCAUUUUUGAAUAACAUACACAGACCAGGCAUUCCUCCUCACAUAUCUGAAAGGAAGCAUUGGGGUCCUCAGGGGGUACUUGAAGGUGGCUCACGCAUUGGCUUGCCAGACUUUCCAGGAGGUCCUCCUAGAAGAAUUUCAGGAUUUGCAGGGGGUAGCCAACCAAUUAUCACAAGUACCACUGUUGAAGUUGUUGUUCCUCGAGCACUGGUGCCUGUAAUAUAUGGGGAAGAUGGUGAAUGCCUGAAACAAAUACUUCAGAUCUCUGAUGCAAAUAUUACUAUAACUGAUCCAAAACCCGGAGCUGUGGAAACUAAAAUUAUAAUAUCUGGAACCCCUGAGCAAACUCAUGCAGCCCAAAGUCUUAUUCAGGCAUUUGUCAUGAGUGAGAGGGAGUCUGGUUGAUCUCACUAUUUGGGUAAUAUACUAAUAGGUUUGUAUCUUUAGUCCGGAAGUUGUAAUUGAGCCUUUCUGCUU